AUGGAGUUGAGCUGCCCUGAUGUGCCGAAUACAGCGGCCCACUUGACACAAAGCGGGACCCAGCGCCAACGUAUCAGACAGGCAUGUAAACAAUGUCACUUGCUGAAGGCGAAAUGCUCAGGCACAUCGCCCACCUGUCAGAGAUGCUGUAAGAAGGGCAUCUCAUGCGAAUACACAGUGCCUAAACCUCUCCUAAAAACGCGAAAGAGGCGCAGAGCAGUUCCAUAUUUGGAAAAACAACAGACCACUCCGCUUUCACCGCUGGAAAGGGCUGAACACACCUGUGAGAAACCUUCAUCGGGAAAUAUAGCGUCAGAAAUCGCCUCUAUGGGAUGCAAUAUUACCCAUAAGGAUCAACAUCGUAAUAAGGAUGGUGACACUUGUGAAGGGCUUGGGUUGCAGAAAACCAUUGUCCGACUUUACAUUGAUGCUUACUUCGAAUACAUUUCCCCUCUUUGCGAGAAUGGGUUCAUUCACCGUGCCCUGUUUCUUCGUGCCUGGACAAGUGGGAAAGUGGACCCGGUCUUACUGAAAGCAAUAUGCAGCGCCUCGGCAGAUUUCGUGCCUGCAAACUCGGAUGCAUCCACAAGAAGAGACGGCUGGCUCUCUGAGGCUGAGUGCUAUAUCUGGACAAAUAUCGGACGGCCAUCUAUAGCCAUACUUCAAGUUUUGGUGAUAGUGAUUUCUCAAAACCUCGCGUUGUCGCGUUUCUCGGCCCUGCAACUCCUGCUUGCAGUCGCAUCGAAAAUGGCAUAUUUGCUCCGACUUAAUCACGAAAAUCCCAAACUGACUACCACUGCUCGAGAGAUCCGCCGCCGAAUUAUGUGGUCUAUCUUCAUCCUGGAAAGGCGGUUAGCGGGUGGCCAAGAGGACCUGACAACAUGCCCCAAGAAUGCGAUGCAUAUACAACUGCCUUCAACCGAGAAAGAUUUCGAACUGGCCAUUUCGAGUAGAACUGGUCCACUUGUGCCAACAGAAGCUGACGGAGAGAGCUCAAGCAUGGGAAUUAGAGCAUACUUCUGCAGACUCUCAAGUAUCCGCCAUGAGAUUCUCCAAUACACUAGGAGAGUCAUUUCGCAAGGUGCCAGUGCAAAUGACACUGGCAGUGAGCUUCUUCAGUUGGAAUCCGACUUACUGAAUUUCAAAAACUCACUACCAGAAGCCCUGGUGCUCAAUGAGCGCAAUUUGAACUUGCGCGCUUUCUCGCCACAAAUGCGACGAUAUGUCAUGCUCCAUGCUGCCUGGCACCAAUGCCACUGUGAUUUAUACAGGUUCAUGAUCCCUGGGCUGCGAGACUCCCUAUCCAGUGGAACCCUCAGAAACACCUCAUCCGAAUUAAUGAUGUAUUGCCAAGCGCAAGCCGUGGAUCACGUGAAUGCCCUUGUCGAUCUUCUCCAAAUGGUACUAAGGAUUGGCGAUGGAAUUAUGCUGGAUCCGGGAAUCAAAAUCCUGGUAUAUCAAUGCACGAGAAUCAUCACACGGGCUUCCGAUAUCGGCCUUCUCGGAACGAAGUCAGAAAGACUAGAAACACUAUCGAAGCUGACGAUUGCUGCGGAAGUAUUGCUGCCUAUCAUCGCAGUCAAUCAGUCCACUAGUCAACUGGUGAGUUGUAGAGCCGACUCAAUCGUCAAGACUCUCUUGCCAUUGUGUCGUCUCAGAUGA
Messenger RNA from Penicillium salamii, 1662 nucleotides. The record is from the annotation of a GenBank genome assembly. Lineage: Eukaryota; Fungi; Ascomycota; Eurotiomycetes; Eurotiales; Aspergillaceae.